Messenger RNA from Prorocentrum cordatum, 1744 nucleotides. Lineage: Eukaryota; Dinophyceae; Prorocentrales; Prorocentraceae. The record is from the annotation of a GenBank genome assembly.
AGCCUUGGCUCGAGCUAUAGUGACUCAAAUUGCCGUGUAUCACCAGCAUAUGAGCGAAUCACUACUCAAUGCAACAGUACAUACAUGAAGACAGCGCCUAUCCUUCCUCUCAUUAUUACUAAUGGGCUUCUGCCAGCAUUGGAGUUCUUUUCUCAUUGCCAUCAUUGGUCUGUGGGCUGUCGCUUUUCUGGGUGCAGGAGGACGUCGGCAAAACACGUGGAUGUACAACGAGCCGUCCAUCACAAUGCGUGACAGGUCCCCAGCGGCCCCUCCGCAGCAACACGGGACUCCGAAGCCCCCCCGCGGCCCCUCCGCAGCAGGGCUUGGCCCUGGGGGCCAGGGGCGGCCCUCCACGGCCCCUCCGGAGCAGAGCGGGGCUCCGAUGGAGGGCGGCCCCCCCGCGGCCCUUCCGAAGCGGAACGUGGCUCCGACGGGCGAGGGGCGCGCCGCGGCCCCCCCGCAGCAGGCCCCUCUGGAGUGGAGCGGGGCUCCAAGGGAGGGCGGGCACCCCGCGACCCCUCCGCAGCAGAGCGGGGUUCCGAAGGACGAGGGGCGCCCCGCGGCCCCUGUGCAGCAGAGCAAGUCUCCAGAGGAAGGGGAUUGGGGUGGGCUGGCGCGCGCCCGAAGCUGGCGGACCUGCAACAUGAGUUACAGGACGGCCCGCAAGCUGUCGACGAUCUACAUAGUGAGCGACGCGCUGAAACUCACGUACGUGCUCAUGUCCAAGUCAGGCUCGUCCACGAUUCGGGACAUGAUGGGUACCAAAAACGCCGCGAAGCCCAACUGGAACUACACGGUGUUCACCGUGGUGCGGGAUCCGCUGGAGCGGAGCGUGUCUUGGUUCUUCGAGAUAGAGUGGAAGAAUUAUAAGAAGAAGUCAGGGGCAUUGCAGGCCUUCGACAAUGCGACCGCCAAACUUGCCCGGACGAAUGGAGACCGUGGUCAUGGUCAUGGGCAGAGGACCGUUUUCCUUCCACCUCGACAUUAUUAUGAUUUCGUGGGCACACUUGCAAACAUCGCCACAGACUGGGCUCAGCUAGGGGAGCUGCAGAAGCAGCGUUUCGGCAUCGUGAACUGGCCUCAAGUGGUCCCUCGCCAACGUGACCACCACUCAUCAUAUGGAAAAACCCUCGACGUGGCCACGCUGCCAGUCAGCCUCAAGCAGCGAGUAUGCAACAUUUACCGGGAUGACUACUGUUGUUUCCACCUCCCUGUGCCAGCCGCUUGCCGCGUCGAUUGUGCUGGUGGACUCCCGCAGCGAAGCUAUGACCCGACGUAGACGGACUUCUGGACUGGAACUUAGGAGCUGCGCGUAGUUUUGUCCUGUCUUCCCUGGCGUCGCCACAGCCAGUGCAGCCCGCCCCGCGAACAAAUCCACCUGCCUGCCGGGAGCCCCGCCACCGCGGCAGCCCCAGCCAUUUGGGCGGCAGCUCUUCGAAUGGUGAUGACGGUGACGACGAAGACGACAAUGAUUAUGACAUUUGCAAAAUCAUGUACAGUUUCAGGUACUUCCUUUUUUGUUUGCUCUCUAGCAUUGCGAAACAAUCGGUAGAAACACACCUCCCCGGGCCCGUGCGCGCACACCACUCGGCGAAGCGUCGGCCAGCCCAGCCAGCGCAAGGGGCCUCCACGAGGCGCCCGCGGCCGCCCACCAGGCGAGCGCUCGGCAGACCCAGCCAGCGCGGGGGGCAGCCACGAAGCGCCCACGGGGGCCAGCAGGCAAAGCCCCGACAGACCCGACCAG